Gopherus evgoodei (Goodes thornscrub tortoise) is the source of this 4347-nucleotide messenger RNA. RefSeq names its product tubulin folding cofactor D (gene TBCD). Gene Ontology annotation, molecular function: GTPase activator activity; beta-tubulin binding. Bases 199 to 3813 code for a protein of 1204 amino acids. The transcript has 41 exons. Lineage: Eukaryota; Metazoa; Chordata; Testudines; Testudinidae. Gene Ontology annotation, biological process: bicellular tight junction assembly; microtubule cytoskeleton organization; post-chaperonin tubulin folding pathway. The record is from RefSeq and is a predicted model, not a curated record. Gene Ontology annotation, cellular component: lateral plasma membrane.
CUCGGCUGCUGCGGCUAGGAGAGGAAUGGCCGCGUUCAGGAACUGAGCAGUGCCUGCGUUUUUCUGUCCCGCGCGGCGCCCCGUAGCCGAGAAGCAAGUCGGGCCGGGCUGAGCACUGGACAGGCAGGUUCUGCCCGCUGAGAGGCCCCGGUAGCGGAGCAGCGGUUGCCAGGGAAGAAUUGGCUGCUGGCUUUGGAAAUGGCUUUGAGUGAGAUGAACGGGGAUGGCUCUGAACAAGAGGAAGGUGGAUGCCAGGAGCCAGAUGUCAUUGCCAGGGGAAAUAUAUUGGAGAGUUUUGCAGAGAGUCAAGAAGUCAGAGGGUUAAUUAACAGCCUGAAAGGAGUGUAUGGAGAUCUGGGAACACGAGAGAUGACAAUUGAAAAAUUUAUAGUUAUAAUGGACAAGUACCAGGAACAACCUCACUUGUUGGAUUCACACCUAGAAUGGAUGAUGCAUUUAUUGCUGGAUAUAGUGCAGGAUAACAGGUCUCCUUCUCCACUAGUACAUCUGGCUUUUAAAUUUCUUUACAUCAUUACAAAGGUACGAGGGUAUAAAAUUUUCCUCCGACUGUUUCCUCAUGAAGUAGCUGAUCUGCAGCCUGUUUUGGAUAUGUUUGCAGAUCAGAAUCCUAAGGACUAUGAGACAUGGGAGACUCGCUACAUGCUCUUGUUGUGGCUCUCCAUGACAUGUCUGAUACCGUUUGAUUUGGCUCGUCUUGAUGGAAAUAUCCUUUCUAAAGAAGGAUGCACUCGGAUGCCAAUAAUGGAUCGCAUACUCAAUGUAGCAAAAUCUUACCUGGUUGUCAGUGAUAAGGCUCGAGAUGCAGCUGCUGUACUGGUUUCCAGGUUUAUUAUCCGCCCUGAUGUCAAACAAAAAAGAAUGGCAGACUUCCUGGACUGGGCCCUUUCAACAUUAUCUAACUCAUCCUUCCAGACCAUGGAGGGGACUAUUGUAAUGGAUGGCAUGCUUCAGGCCCUGGCGCAGUUAUUUAAACAUGGCAAGAGAGAUGAUUGUUUACCAUAUGCUUCUACUGUACUUGAAUGCCUUGAUAAUUGCAAGCUGUCAGAAAGUAACCAGACGCUUCUUCGUAAACUCGCGGUGAAACUUGUUCAAAGACUUGGAUUGACAUUUCUAAAACCAAAGGUGGCAAAGUGGAGGUAUCAACGUGGUUGCAGAUCUUUGGCUGCCAAUCUGCAGUUUUCUGCCCAGGUUCCAGUUGUGCAGAACCUAGUAAUUGCUGCAGCUGAUGAAGAGGAAUAUGACAUUCCAGGAGAGGUUGAGAAUGUUAUAGAACAAUUGUUGAUUGGAUUGAAAGACAAAGACACCAUUGUCAGAUGGUCUGCUGCAAAAGGGAUUGGGAGAAUAACUGGAAGGCUUCCAAAAGAGUUAGCUGAUGAUGUGGUUGGGUCUCUGUUGGACUGCUUUAGUUUCCAGGAAACGGACAAUUCUUGGCAUGGCGGAUGUCUGGCUCUGGCUGAAUUAGGCAGGAGAGGGUUGUUACUCCCUUCCCGAAUCGCAGAUGUUGUUCCUGUUAUUUUAAAAGCAUUGACAUAUGACGAGAAGCGAGGAGCCUGCAGCGUGGGUUCCAACGUAAGAGAUGCAGCAUGCUAUGUUUGCUGGGCCUUUGCUCGUGCCUAUGAUCCCUUAGAACUGAAGCCAUUUGUUAAUCAAAUUUCAAGUGCAUUAGUAAUAGCUGCAGUGUUUGACCGUGAUAUUAACUGCAGAAGAGCUGCCUCUGCUGCCUUCCAGGAGAAUGUUGGAAGACAGGGGACUUUUCCACAUGGCAUUGAUAUUGUGACUGCAGCUGAUUAUUUUGCUGUUGGUAACAGAGUUAAUUGUUUCCUUAAUAUAAGCGUGUACAUUGCUAGUUUUCCUGAGUAUACACAAUCAAUGAUUGAUCACCUGGUUAACACGAAGAUCAACCAUUGGGAUGGUGUUAUUCGAGAACUGUCAACCAAGGCUCUGCAUAACCUCACUCCACAGGUCCCUGAGUAUAUGACAAAUGUGGUUUUGCCAAGACUGCUACCAUUAGCAGUGGGCACAGAUUUGCACACUCGCCAUGGGGCCAUUCUUGCCUGUGCUGAGAUCACCCAUGCACUGUACAAACUAGCAGCAGAGAAUAAUAGGGGACCUGAACUUAGGAAGGGGAACAAGAGAUCAGUUACGAAUUAUUUCAGUGAAAAAUCGUUGGAGGGACUUAAGCAGAUCCAUUUGGAGCUGUGCAGUCGUCAGUUGUACAGGGGUUUAGGUGGUGAACUAAUGAGACCAGCUGUCUGCACUUUAAUUGAAAAGUUGUCACUUUCAAAAAUGCCAUUUAGAGAGGAUCCCAUAAUCGAUGGCUGGCAAUGGUUGAUAAAUGACAGUUUAAGAAGUCUGCCUCUUGUUUCAAGCACUGCAAGACGGCAAAUAAAGGAAGCUGCAGUCUCUGCACUUGCUGCAUUGUGUAAUGAAUAUUACAUCAAUGAACAGAGAGAAGCCAAUCCAGCUCUUCAGGGUGAACUGUUGCAGCAAUAUAUUUCAGAACUUCAGAACACAGAGGAAAUGAUUCGUUGUGGGUUUUCACUAGCCCUGGGGGCCCUUCCAAGAUUUCUGUUAAAAGGCAAGCUCCAGCAGGUUUUAGAAGGUUUGAAAAAAGUUAUCUGCAUUUCCCACAAAGAUGUGAGCUUUGCAGAAUCAAGAAGAGAUGGCCUGAAAGCAACUGCAAAAGUUUGUCAGACAGUUGGUGUGAAGAGAAAUGGACCACAGGAUGAAUUUGUCUGCAAAGAUAAUGUUAUUCAGAUCUAUACAAUGUUACUUAAUGGUAUGAGUGACUAUACCACAGACAGCCGAGGAGAUGUUGGAGCAUGGGUACGAGAAGCUGCUAUGACAAGUUUAAUGGAGGUGACACUUUUGUUGGUACAAAAUGAGCCAGAGUUGCUGGAUGCUAACAUCUGUAAACAGAUUAUGUGCUGCGUGGCCCAGCAAUCGGCAGAAAAAAUAGAUAGAUUUCGUGCUCAUGCAGGAUCUGUGUUCCUCAGUCUUCUGAAUUUUGACAACCCUACAAUUCCACACAUACCGCACCGGGAAGAAUUGGAGAGGAUAUUUCCAAGGUCAGAGGCUGUAACUUUAAACUGGAAUGCCCCCUCACAAGCCUUCCCUCGAAUCACACAGCUUUUGGGUUUGCCAACAUAUCAGUAUUAUGUACUGCUGGGUCUCACGGUGUCUGUCGGUGGAUUAACAGAGACAACGGUCAGGUACUCGGCACAGAGCCUGUUUGACUAUAUGAAGAAAAUCCAAAAUGAUCUAGGUGCCAUGAAUAACUUUUGUGAGACAUUGCUACAGGUCUUUGAGGAUAACCUGCUGAAUGACAGGGUGUCUGUGCCCUUGCUAAAGAUGCUAGAUCAGAUGCUGGCCAAUGGCUGCUUUGAUAUCUUCACCGCUGAAGAGAACCAUCCGUUUUCUUUGAAGUUACUUACUCUUUGCAAAGAAGAAAUCAAGAAAUCCAAAGACAUUCAAAAACUUCGCUCCAGCAUUGCAGUGUUUUGUGGCAUGAUUCAGUUUCAAGGUGACAUGAGAAAGAAAGUUUUAUUUCAGCUGUUCCUUCUUCUUUGCCAUCCAUUUCCUGUGAUAAGGAAAACAACAGCCAGUCAAGUGUAUGAAAUGUUGAUAACCUACAGUGAUAUUGUCGAUCCCGAUAUUCUGGAUGAGGUCAUGACAGUACUUAGUGACACCAACUGGGAUGCUGAAUUACCACUACUGAGAGAGAAGCGCAACUAUCUCUGUGACCUAAUGAAAGUGCCGAAACCGCAACUAGUGUCCAAGAGUGCAGCAUAGUAAAGCAGUCAGUGUUCUCUGUUGCUUUGAAAACUGAAGCUCUCUGGCACUUGCGUCAUGAAGGAGGAAGUGAUCUGUGCUGCAGCAUCUUGAUAAACUGGAGUUUGAGACUGAGCUACAAAAUAUGAUUAACAAAAUUAACAUAAAGAGUAAAAGCACCCCACAAGAUAUGCCACUGAAAAAGCAGGCUGUUUAUCUGUCAGUAUCUCCGACCACAAUAUAAAGAAGGCAACAAAGGUCCAUUAUGUUUUCAAUUCGUAAAUUUGUCAUCUGUAGCCACAAGAUGGCAGUUUGUCCUCAUGAUCUUUGUCAUAACUGAGCUGCUUUUGAAUGCCAAUAUCUUGCAUUCCCCUCAGUAAACCUGACUUAGUGUCUCUCCUCUAAAAUCAUUGCGCUUGUACUUGUGUAUUAUUCAUUUACAGUUGUGACUAAUGCGUGUGGUCAAGACAAAUAUUUAAGAUAAUGUAACAGCUCAGAGUGGUAAUGCUUAAUGGUAAUACCUCUCUCAAUAAACUGUUCUUUUAUUGCCUUCAA